CGAAACUUCACCUCGUCUACUGACACACAUAUAGAAAUAUACUGACAAACUGUCACUGUAAUGUGAGUGAUUAAACGAACUUGAGUGUUGAUCCGAUUCACAUCACAUUAUAUUUACUCGUCAAAGAAGAAGAAAAGGCGCGUCAGAUUCUCAGGAUCAAAUUAUUGUAACAUUUCUCUGCAGUUAAUAUUUGGAUCUGUUCUGAAAACUGCUGAAGAAAAUGUUUCAUGUUAUUUUGUUCUGUUUGUGCCUGUUUGGUGUGUUUGGUAGUAAGUUUGUGUCAGUGAUGGAGGGAGAUUCUGUCACUUUAUCUGUCAGUCUCACUGAAACACAAAGAAAAGAGGGAAUCUCCUGGAAGUUUGGACCUCAGAAAAUCACCAUAGCUGAAAUUGAAGUUGGUGACAAUAACAUGCGUGUAUAUGAAGAUAGAGCUGAUGGGAGAUUUAAAGGCAGACUGAAGCUGGAUCACAGUGGAUCUCUGACCAUCACAAACACCAGAACCACAGACUCUGGACUUUAUAAAAUAACCCAAACCAGCACAGACAACCAACUCAAUGUAUUCAAAAUUACUGUUUAUGCUCGUCUGCCCAUUCCUGACAUCAGCAAAGUUUCUUCACAAAAUCCAUCAGAAAGAUCAUCAUCAUCAAACUGUUCAUUAUUGUGUUCAGUGUUGAAUGUGAGAGAUGUGAGUCUGUCCUGGUACAAAGGAAACAGUUUAUUGUCCAUCAUCAGUGUGUCUGAUCUCAACAUCAGCAGCAUCUCUCUUCAUCUGGAGUGUCUGGAUGAUUCUUACAGCUGUGUGCUGAACAAUACCAUCAGUAAUCAGAUUCAACAUAUCAACACUGAUCUUUGUCAGAUGUGUUCAGGAUCCCACGGCUGUGCGUGUGGUUUUACUGAAGCUGUGAUCCGAGUGGUCGUCUCUGUUCUGGUGGGCAUUGCUGCUGUUGCUGUUCUGGUUUAUGACAUCAGAUCCAGAGGAGAUGAAGAGAAGAGGAGGAUGAGAUCAGACAUACAAUUAAACACACUUAAUUCAGAUGAGCAUUAGGUUUUGGUAUU
Molecule: messenger RNA, 1056 nt
Organism: Misgurnus anguillicaudatus (oriental weatherfish)
Lineage: Eukaryota; Metazoa; Chordata; Actinopteri; Cypriniformes; Cobitidae
Source: RefSeq, a predicted model, not a curated record